Messenger RNA from Peromyscus maniculatus bairdii (prairie deer mouse), 1096 nucleotides. RefSeq names its product nudix hydrolase 6 (gene Nudt6). The record is from RefSeq and is a predicted model, not a curated record. NCBI's taxonomy places the organism in Eukaryota, Metazoa, Chordata, Mammalia, Rodentia, Cricetidae. Gene Ontology annotation, molecular function: ADP-ribose diphosphatase activity; NADH pyrophosphatase activity; NAD binding.
AGGGUAGGUGCUGCAAUGAGGUGGCUGAAGAGUGCCGGCUGUUGGCCGUCGGCGCUGCUCCUUGCAGGCAGAGUCGGGCUGCGCGCAGGGCCGCGCACAGCCUCGGGCAGCCCGCGAGACGCCGGCGAGCUGCAAGGCGAGCUGGACAGAUUUGGGGGCGUCUCGGUGCAUCUGGCGCGGCACCGCGCGCUGCACGGGCUGGACGCUGCGGCCUUCCGGAGGCUCUUGCAGGCUGCCCUACAGCAGUGGCGGUCAGAAGGAAGGGUGGCUGCAUGGCUGCACGUCCCCAUCCUGCAAAGCCACUUCAUCGCCUCUGCGGCCUCCCUGGGCUUCCGCUUCCACCACGCAGACUCCCACUCCUCAACGCUGACGCUGUGGCUGGGAGACGGACCCAGCAGACUGCCGGGAUAUGCUACGCACCAAGUCGGGGUUGCAGGUGCUGUAUUUGAUGAUAGCACCAGAAAAGUGCUGGUUGUACAAGAUCGAAAUAAAUUGAAAAAUAUGUGGAAGUUUCCAGGAGGCCUGUCAGAGCCUGGAGAAGAUAUUGGCGACACAGCAGUCCGAGAGGUUUUUGAAGAGACUGGUGUGAAGUCAGAAUUCAGGUCCCUGCUAAGCAUCCGGCAGCAACAUGGGAGCCCUGGAGCCUUCGGGAAAUCGGACAUGUACCUGAUCUGCCGCCUGCAGCCAUGUUCCUUCACUAUCAACUUCUGCCAGCAGGAAUGCUUGAAGUGUGAAUGGAUGGAUCUGGAAAAACUAGCCAGGAUUGACAAUACCACCCCCAUCACCAGGAGGGUGGCUAGGUUAUUGCUGUAUGGACACAGGGAAGGGUUUGACAAAAUUGACCUCAGCAUGGAGGAAUUCCCCGCAGUGUACACAGGCCUGUUCUACAAACUCUAUCACAGGGAACUGCCAGAGAGUUACAGAGACACAGCGGGAACAGACUGAAUGCAGACACUGGAGGGACCCAAAGAUGGACAUGGUCUGCGCCUGACACCCGACGCCAGUUUUCUCACAUACAUGAUUUUCAUGAUGGAAAUCUGUAAAUGUACAUACUUUUAAAUCCUCUUCUCAAAUAAAGAAAAUAAAUGAAAAAGAU